This is a messenger RNA of Ostreobium quekettii, 393 nucleotides long. NCBI's taxonomy places the organism in Eukaryota, Viridiplantae, Chlorophyta, Ulvophyceae, Bryopsidales, Ostreobiaceae. The record is from the annotation of a GenBank genome assembly.
AUGCCCAUGGCCGCCAUGCUGUCUCUCACACACAUAGCCGUCACAUCUGAAUUUCGCCUACACGCCCUCAUCGCCAACUCUCAGGCUGCGAAUAGGCGCUACAACGAUUGCUGCCCUGAAACUCAGCCUAAGGCAUGCUGGACAGGCACCGACUGGGGCCCCAUCGGCACCAUACAGUUCACCAUUAGGUUCCCGACCAAGCACCUGUGCGGCAUGGCCGCCGUCCACAUCCAAAGUGCGAUCCGAGGGCACAUGGAAAGGAAGAAGCUGGCCGCGAUUGCGGCGGCGGCCAGGACAGCGCAGCGGCAGCUGACCAAAUCUCCCAGGUCGCCGGAGGCCAGCGCCAACAGAGAUGGCAGCGACCACAGUGCGCAAACUCCCAGGCGCGAGUAG